CAGUUUUAUAUUGUACGUGCUUCAUGUAAACCUGACGUUGCGGCCUCUUCUCAACGAUAUAUACUCUAGGUGCGCAUACAUUACUUUCGAGUUUAAAUAAGACGGCUCUUCCCUAGGCAGCUGUAGAUACAGCUAUACUCGGUUCCUGUGACACACGCGCUAAUUAGUGAAACGAGCAAUCAAACGGUUGCCAUUACCUGGACAUAACUGAACCGAUUAUCUACCGCACAAGAAAUGUAUUUGGUCCGGCCAUGGAGCAUGUUAGCUCUGACACUGUUAUACUUCAAACUGACAAAAGCGGAAUCGGAAGCUGAAAAUGACGCAGACGCAGACAGCAUUAGUCACAAUAGAGUGGCACGGGGGUUGAGCUCGUUUGUUCGCAUCGGGAAAGAUGGUGAAGAUCAUUCCGUGGACGGUCCGGCAAAAAGAUUGAGUUCUUUCAUGAGAAUAGGAAAAGCCUAUGACUCGUCAAAGGAGAAUGAAAAUGACCUCAUGGACGAAAAUAAGCGAUUAAGUUCUUUUAUGAGAAUAGGGAAAAGCUCUUAUGAGCCUCAAGAAGACAAACGUUUGAGCUCUUUCAUGAGGAUCGGUAAAAGUUCUGAUGAGCCAAUAGACAAGCGAUUAAGCUCUUUCAUGAGGAUCGGUAAAAGUUCUGAUGAGCCAAUAGAUAAGCGAUUAAGCUCUUUUAUGAGAAUUGGAAAGAGCGACGAUGGGUCCUACGCCAAACGAAUGAGCUCUUUCAUGAGAAUAGGCAAAAGCUUGGAUGACGAACCGCAGGAUAAGAGAAUGAGCUCAUUCAUGCGUAUAGGAAAAAGCUUGGCAGAAAAUGCUGUAGAUAAGAGAUUAAGCUCUUUCAUGAGAAUUGGUAAGAACUCCGAUGAACCAUUGGACAAGAGGAUGAGUUCGUUCAUGCGUAUCGGUAAAAGUGAUUAUAGCGAUCCAGAGGCAAAACGGAAGAGUUCAUUUAUGAGGAUUGGAAAAGGUUCAGAUGAAUCACUGAUGAAACGCUUGAGCUCAUUUAUGCGUAUCGGCAAAAGUAUGGAAAAUCCCGAAGAUAAACGGAUGAGUUCAUUCAUGCGUAUUGGAAAAAGUAUGGACAAUCCCGAAAACAAACGGAUGAGUUCAUUUAUGCGUAUAGGUAAAAGUAUGGACAAUCCCGAAGUCAAAAGAAUGAGUUCAUUCAUGCGUAUAGGCAAAAGUACUGGUGAUGAAAACGAAGCUUCAGAUGUUGACACCCAAAGUGAGGAGGAACAACCAGAAAAGAGGAUGAGCUCGUUCAUGCGCAUAGGACGAAGUGCUGACGAGAGUGGUGCUGACAUGAAAAGAGCCUUCAUACGCAUUGGAAAGAUCCCGACGUCGUCUUUUAUGAGAAUAGGGAGGCGACCUUACGUUAGAGUCGGACGUUUGGGACACUCGUCUUUCAUUAGAAUAGGAAAACGCGCCGACGACUCAGUAUAAAACGUCAUAUCCGCCGUCCAGAAAGGCUACUUCCUGUCGGAACAAACUCUUAACAGAAAGGACAAUUUUUCUAUAAAAAAAACCACUCGCCGAAUUUUUGUCAUAUUCAUGUCACCAUCUUUUCCGGAAUUCAUGGUUCUAUAGAAAAAUGGGUAUAGGAAUAAUUGUACACACAACUUAUCAAAAGCCGGAGCACAUCAAAAGCAAGACUGGGAUAUAUUUGGUGUUGUGUUUUGAGAAUACGCACGACAGUAUAUUGAACUGCAAAGUGUUGCAGCUAUGUACAUAACGUUAUAAUGUAUAUGCAUAGCGUCUAUGUUUGUUAGCCACAAGUGUUUUGACAGGAUAUAUAUUUUAAAAAGAAUGUCACUGAAUUACUUAAUAAUUAUAAAUUACUUCGACUGCCUUCAUUUAAAUACUGCAUAAGGUGUGUAGGCCAUGCUCGGUCUCAUAUGAAAGAACUACAACAUCCGUUACAGUGUCGAAUCUUGUUUGUAACUAGUGUGUGUUUCGUAGAAUGAUCCCUAACACUUAACCAAAAACUGUAAAAAGUUCUUAUAGAAUCAACACGGAAAUAUAUUCGAAAAUAUAUAGCCCACAUUAUGAAAUAAAUAUUGCAAGUCUUCUUUGUCGUACGCGGGCUCCAUCAAUUUGAUGUUUAUGCCCUCAAAACACCGUAGCGUUGUUUAUGUGAAUAUUCCAAAGGUAAAGAAAUAAAAUUAAUUAUUCGCUAAAACUCUUAUUGUACAGUGUGCACGGAGAAGUCGAAACAACUGUCUGUAAAAACACUGAAUUUGAUAUUUGCGAUAUUGUACGCAAAAAAUAAAGUCAAUCUUUCUCGCUUAAAUCAAUAGGACCUGUUGCGUCGUCAAAAGACAAUUUAAAAGAAGCUUAUCGAAAUCGCAAAAAAAAUUGUAUUAAUAAUAACAAUAACAUUUUUUUUAUUCAUGUCAUACCAGCGACGUAUAUACUACAUCUCAGGUCAUACUAAAAAGUUCAAACGGCAGUUUCCCUGUACAUUAAGAUAUAAAAUGAAACGUAUAAAAAUGAAUUUUAUAUUGACCCUUUUUCCUGUGACGACGCGGCAAGUUGGGGAAAAAUUAGGUCAGAAUGUGAUUACUACGUGUUUUGUUUAUAGUAGCAAACACUGAGAAUUGAACAUUAUUACAUAUAAACCACACGGACACUGUAGGUAUGUUUAAGUUCGUUUGAGCAAUAUUUAUAUGCAAUAAAAACAGGACAAAAACCAAACGUCAUGAUGAAAUUGACUGCAUGUUUGUAUAUAUACUUUAUGUGAUAAAGUCCGUCACUCAGCAGAGGAGCAAAGGGUUUGUUACAUGUUCAAAUUGUUGUUGAUUAAAAUAUCAUUUCUAA
Molecule: messenger RNA, 2832 nt
Organism: Mizuhopecten yessoensis (Yesso scallop)
Lineage: Eukaryota; Metazoa; Mollusca; Bivalvia; Pectinida; Pectinidae
Product: FMRFamide-related neuropeptides-like
Exons: 2
Coding region: 235-1458 (407 amino acids)
Biological process (GO): neuropeptide signaling pathway
Source: RefSeq, a predicted model, not a curated record